AUGGGGUACUCGAUACCUUUCAUUCUUCAAAUCUUGGCUCUGCUAGCCGUGGCGAGCGCAUACGACGACCCACUGGUACACCUUGACUAUGGCAGCUUUCAGGGAAAAUACGACACGACCUACAACCUCUCAUACUUUCGCAAGAUCCCAUUUGCAGCACCUCCAACGGCUCAAAACCGCUUUCGUGGCCCUCAGCCGCCUCUCAAGAUCAACGAAAGCGUCUAUGAUACGGAUCAGGCAUUCGACAUGUGCCCCCAGCGCACGGUGAACGGCUCUGAGGACUGUUUAUACCUGGGACUCUUCUCUCGUCCAUGGAAUCUGUCACAACAGGUGAAAAGACCUGUUCUUGUCGUGUUUUACGGAGGAGCUUUCAUCGAAGGCAGUGCAUCUUUCGGCAUCCCGCCUAAUUCAUACCCUGUUCUCAACGCCAGCGCUCUGAAUGAUUAUAUAGUGAUCUACCCAAACUACCGCACGAAUGCAUUUGGAUUCCUGCCCGGCAAAGCGAUCAAAAAUUCCUUGACCUCGGAUCUCAAUGCUGGACUCUUGGAUCAACAAUAUGUGCUGAAGUGGGUGCAGAGCCACAUCGACCAGUUUGGCGGGAACCCGAAGAACGUCAGCAUCUGGGGCCAAUCUGCUGGCGGAGGCUCAGUGGUAGCUCAGAUUCUGGCAAAUGGUCGAAAUGGACAGCCUAAGCUCUUUUCCAAGGCUAUUGCUAGCUCGCCUUUCUGGCCCAAGUCGUACGCUUACGAUGCACCCCAGGCUGAGACAAUCUACGACCAAUUGGCCAAUUUGACCGGCUGUGCUGGAUACGAUCACGACCAUGAAACGCUCGCUUGUUUGAAAUCCGUUGAUGUGCAGACUAUCAGGAAUGCGAGUCUCAUCAUCGAUGCUGAUAGUACCUAUACCACCAGCUCUUAUACUUGGGCGCCUGUCAUCGAUGGCGAGUUCCUUGCUGAUACCCUUACCGAGGCUGUGGAGAAAGGCGAUUUGGACACGGAGUUCAUCUGGGGAAUGUACAACACGCAUGAGGGACAGAAUUUCAUUCCUCCGGGGCUGGCCGAUGCUGCUUUGACGGGUGGAUACAACUCGUCUCAGGCCAGUUUUCAUCAGUGGUUGACUGGAUUUCUACCUGGUUUGUCGGCGAAGCAGAUCAAAGCUGUUGAGGAUACAUAUUAUCCGGUCAUUGGCAGUUCUGAGACUAUUUCAGAGUAUAAUACUACUUAUCUUCGCGCUGGGCUCAUCUAUCGGGAUGUGGUGCUCUCAUGUCCAGCAUAUUGGGUCGCUUCGUCUGCACCGAGAAAGGGAUAUGUUGGCGAAUACACGAUUUCCCCAGCAACACAUGGGAGUGAUACUAUUUAUUGGAACUCCGUCAAUGCGGUUCAAAAGACAAAUCGAGUGGUCUACGAGGGUUACGCUGGCGCAUUCGCUAGUUUCUUCCAAACCGGUGACCCAAACGCGCACAAAUUGACAAACUCCUCCGAGCCCGGUGUACCAGAGCUACAGGAAACGGGGGAAGAAUUCGUCAUUGUUGAUCAUGGAUUCGAGAACGUCCGUUUGGUUGAAUUGAAGAAACGAUGCGACUUUUGGCGCAGCAUAGGGGCUAAUAUCCCAAUCUGA
Messenger RNA from Penicillium odoratum, 1617 nucleotides. Its product is annotated as putative carboxylesterase. The record is from RefSeq and is a predicted model, not a curated record. Lineage: Eukaryota; Fungi; Ascomycota; Eurotiomycetes; Eurotiales; Aspergillaceae. The coding region runs from base 1 to 1617 and encodes 538 amino acids. The transcript is spliced from 2 exons.